GUGUCGAAUCUGCCGUACUCGGUCGCAGUCCGCAGAGCAAGAUGGCGGCCCCUACAAAACAAUAUGGGCUGAUCUUGCCGCAGAAGAAGGGACUGUCAAAGACAGCAGCUCUGCAGAAACCCUCAGUGUUUGGGGAUGACUCAGAUGAGGAGACCUCAGUUGGGGAGAGUCUGAAGAGAGAAGCCAUCAAGAAGAAGAUGAUGAAGCAGACACGCCUGGAGAUGCAGAAGGCUCUGGAACAAGACAGCACUGUGUAUGACUACGAUGCUGUGUACGAUGACAUUCAAAAACAAAGACUUGAGAGCAACAAAAAAGUUCUGGGAGGUGCUGACAAAAGGCCAAAAUACAUCCACCAGCUGAUGAAAGCAGUCGAGGACCGAAAGAAAGAACAGGAACGGAGAGAAGAGCGGAAAAUUCAGAAGGAAAGAGAGGCAGAAGGAGAGAAGUUUGCUGAUAAAGAGGCUUACGUUACAUCUGCUUAUAAGCAAAAACUUCAGGAGCAGAAGGAGGAGCAGGAGAGGGAAAAAAGAAUCGCUGAGAUGGAAGCUGCUUUGGAUGUGAAGAAACAGAAAGACCUGAGCGGCUUCUAUCGACACCUGCUGAAUCAGACUGUAGGAGAGGAGGCGAUACCGGAUCGCUCUGUGAAAACUGAAACCCCGAAGGUUUCAAAAGACUCCGAGAGGACUUCGCCCGUUCCCUCCCCGACGUCGCACGACAACAUCCCAAGUUCGUGCAGUGACAGCGAGGAGGGGCAAAAGUCUGGGUUCAGCAAGCCUGCAGGGGGCUCUGCACACUCGAAGCGCCAGUACAGGCAGAGGUCGCCAUCAUCGGGGAGCGGAGAGGAAAAGGAAAAGGAAAAAGAGAGGGAGCGAGACAAGCAUAAGAAGAGCCACAGAGACCAAGACAGAGACAGAGACAGAGGGAGGGACAGAGAUAGAGAAAGAGACAGAGACAGAGACAGAGAAAGGGACAGAAACAGAGGAAGGGAACGGGAUGACAGACACGGGGAAAGGAGAAGUGACAGGGACAGAAGGAAGGACAGAGACAGAGAUCGAGGCAGAGACGAUGACAGAGGCAGGGGCAGGGGGGACGCAGAGAGGGAAGACAGACACGGUAAGAGGGACAGGAGCCCCAGAGAGAGAGAGCGGGAUAAGAAUGGGGAAAGGGAGAAGAGGAAUCCUAACGAAGAGAGGCGGAAGGACAGGCACCCAGAGGAAGAGAGGGAGCAAAAGAAAGAACCCCAGAAGGAGAAGGCAGUGAAGAAGGAAGAAAAAGAUCCAGAAACGAAGGAAGCAGUCGUGGUAGAAAGAAAGGACAAAGAAGAUGAACAGAAUAAGGAAGGUGAGGAGAAAGAGGGAGCGGAGGAGAGGGCGAACAAGUUCGCAAAGCGCAGCACGGAUCAGGCCGUGAGUUCGGCAAGAGACAGGUACAUGGCCAGACAGAUAGCACGCUCUGCAUGUAAGAGCUACAUCGAGAAAGAGGAGGACUAAGAGCUGUCCAGCACACAACGAAUACAUACCUGAAUUGCACUCAACCCAUUGUCUCAGUUGAAUGAAUAACAUUAAUGCAUUUUUGUUUUGUUAUUUUUCUUGAAUAAAUCCCAUGGAAAGACAAAAACCAAAAA
Messenger RNA from Mugil cephalus (flathead mullet), 1624 nucleotides. It is a transcript of the gene nsrp1, whose product is annotated as nuclear speckle splicing regulatory protein 1. NCBI's taxonomy places the organism in Eukaryota, Metazoa, Chordata, Actinopteri, Mugiliformes, Mugilidae. Bases 42 to 1490 code for a protein of 482 amino acids. Gene Ontology annotation, biological process: regulation of alternative mRNA splicing, via spliceosome. The transcript is spliced from 7 exons. The record is from RefSeq and is a predicted model, not a curated record.